UGGCCCGAAGCGCCGCUUUCCGUAAAUAAGCGCUGUGUUGGAUCAGCGGAGACUUCAGACGUGAAGGACUUGUGGUAAACGGGAACACGGGCAGCUGUGGCGGUGUCCGCCCUCACAGCUUCCCCGGCUGAGGUGAAAAUGGCUGCAGAGAAGUGGAAAGGCUGGGCUUCGAAACAGCACAAGGAGGCUGAGCACGGCGGGGAGAGGGAGCCGGGCGCGCUCCUGGGCCGGCAGCUGCCUGAAGCCGGCAGGUUCGCGUACGCGGCGCUUUGCGGGAUAUCCCUCGCCUGGCUCUUCCCUGAAAACGAGCAAAGCUCCUUCAGGACAGAAUUCAUCAAGCGCUUUGUGAAGUGGCUGGACCUGCCUGAUGCUGUCUUACCUGCCAUGACAGCCUUUGCUGAUGGCUUAGGAGGUGAGGGCACAGAAACUUUUGCUGAAAUUUUGCUGAAGGAUCCCAUCUUGAAAGAAAAUCCACUUCUCAUUACCCAGGACCUUUUAUCGUUCUCUCUUCAAGAUGGAUCCUAUGAUGCUCGAGCCAGGGUGUUGAUCUGUCGUGUCAGCUGGCUGCUGAGAAUUCCCUUGGAAGAUCUGGAAGUCCUGGAGGAAUCUCUGCUUGAGAACCUGAAGGAACAAAAAGAGGAAGAGUCAGAAACUGCAGAAGUCUCAAGAAAAAAGAAGGAAAGAAGGAAAAAGCUGAAGAGAUACCUGCUGAUCGGUCUGGCAACUGUUGGGGGUGGAACAGUGAUUGGUCUGACAGGAGGCCUGGCUGCCCCUCUGGUUGCUGCGGGAGCUGCCACAGUCAUCGGGAGUGCUGGAGCAGCUGCUUUAGGAUCCACUGCUGGGAUUGCUGUCAUGGCAUCCCUUUUUGGGGCAGCAGGAGCUGGUCUUACUGGAUACAAAAUGAAGAAACGUGUGGGAGCCAUAGAAGAGUUUGAAUUCCUCCCACUUACGGAAGGGAAGCAGCUCCACAUCACCAUAGCAAUCACUGGAUGGCUGUGCACUGGCAAAUAUGGGAGCUUCACAGCCCCGUGGAGCAGCAUGUUGCACUCGAGUGAGCAGUACUGCCUGGCCUGGGAAUCCAAGUACUUGAUGGAGCUUGGCAACGCCUUGGAUUCCCUGCUGAAUGGCUUUGUGAACAUGAUGGCUCAAGAAGCCCUAAAAUUCACUGUCUUGUCAGGGAUUGUGACAGCCUUGACUUGGCCAGCGUCACUCCUGACUGUUGCCAGUGUCAUUGACAACCCCUGGGGAGUGUGUCUGCACCGCUCUGCCGAAGUGGGCAAACACCUCGCGCACAUCCUGCUCAGCAGGCAGCAGGGCCAGAGACCGGUCACACUGAUUGGCUUCAGCCUGGGUGCCAGAGUCAUUUACUUCUGCCUGCAGGAAAUGGCUCAGGAGAAAGACUCACAAGGGAUCAUUGAAGACGUUGUCUUGCUGGGAGCUCCAGUGGAAGGAGAAGCCAAGCACUGGAGAGCUCUCACCAGAGUGGUGUCAGGCAGGAUCAUCAAUGGCUUCUGCAGGGGGGACUGGCUGCUGAGCUUUGUUUACAGAACCUCCUCUGUCCAGCUCAACGUCGCAGGCCUCCAGCCAGUCGACCUGGAUGACAGGAGGAUGGUGAACAUGGACCUUUCCUCUGUGGUGAAUGGCCACCUGGACUACAUGAAGCAGAUGGACACGAUCCUAAAAGCCGUGGGCAUUAAAACCAAGGAAUGCCAGCUGGAAGAGAAGGGCAGCCUUUUUUCCCCUCAAGCCAAGAAAUCCCAGCAGGCAGCUGGCAGCGAGGCUCAGGGACAGGAAAACACCAGGAAAGAGGAGGACGAGGCUGGGAGUGAGGCUCUCCCAGCCAGCUGUGCUCACCGACAAAAUUCCUCCAGCUCUGCCCUGGGAGAACCCUCACCACCCUGCCCAGAGUGCUCACACAGCAGAGACAGCACGGACCAGGCAGUGGGGAAGGGAGCAAAUUAGGGCA
Molecule: messenger RNA, 1966 nt
Organism: Passer domesticus (house sparrow)
Lineage: Eukaryota; Metazoa; Chordata; Aves; Passeriformes; Passeridae
Gene: TMCO4
Product: transmembrane and coiled-coil domains 4
Exons: 14
Coding region: 139-1962 (607 amino acids)
Source: RefSeq, a predicted model, not a curated record